This is a messenger RNA of Orbicella faveolata, 3950 nucleotides long. Its product is annotated as protein lev-9-like. Lineage: Eukaryota; Metazoa; Cnidaria; Anthozoa; Scleractinia; Merulinidae. The record is from RefSeq and is a predicted model, not a curated record.
ACCCACCCUCCCUCUUGUUCCCUUCAUCCAGCUGUAGUGAAAUGGUCUGACAGAGAUAGGGAGAGAGGAAAAAGACAGUUUUGUACCCUCCACCCGUGACUUGUUAGAGAGCUUACUCACUGGGUACUGGUGAAUAGCUUUAGCUUAGAAAGGUUGGAUUGCUCAGGAUCCUCUGCGUGGCUAAAGACCAAUAAUAAGCUCUAUGCGAUCACGGUUGUAAACAUUUUCUCUCUCACUCAGUGCUAAGCCGACAAAGUAAAACCGAAAGCUCCCACGUUUUUAGAUGAAAAGCAUGCAGAAGAAAAAAUUAAUACAUCAAAAUAGCACAGUAACAAGAGACGAUGAUCAUCGUCUCAAGUACAUUAAUGAUUCAGCGCCGUCUCACAACAACAAGAACGCCAUCAAUCAUGUGACGUAUUGCCAGGGGGAAACUUGAUGCUUUGCCAGUAGCACCCACGACGUCUCGGGUAUAAAACUUCCUGUGUGAGUUUCACACAGUCGUAACGAGUUGCGUUUUUAAAACAAUGAAAUACGCAGUGGUUAUUCUUGCCUUUUUCGCUGUUCAAGGCAUUCGAUGUCAGAACUGCACUCGUACAAAUCGCCAGCCCAAAGUUUGCUCGAAACCCUGUGAUCCCGCUCAGGAUGACUGCAAAGGUAACAGAGACUGUGUGUGUGAUGGGGAUUGCGGCUACAGUUGCGUCAAACGAGAUCUACAUUGCCCAAGACUAACUAUAGACAACGGGCGGGUCCGUUACAAAAACGACACGCUUGGCUCGGUUGCAAGAUAUCGGUGCACCUCUCCAUAUAUAGCUUUUGGCUCCAAGAAGAGAACUUGCAGAGGAAACGGUCAAUGGGAUGGGGAAAAGCCAACCUGCAAGCUGAUCUGUACAGACCCAGGCAACAUCCAACACGGAAAAAAAUCUCACGAUGGCUUCGAAUCUGGAAAAAAGGUAAAAUACAGUUGCUUCCCAGGUUUCACAAUGGAAGGGAGCAACACCUUAACAUGCACAAGAACCGGAGUUUGGGACAAAGUAAAGCCAAGCUGCACAUGCAAGAGAACUAAUAAACAAGCUUUCCGGUACUGCAGAAAGUCAUGUAAUCCAGAUUCAGGCAGUUGUAGUAAAGACAAGGAAUGCGUUUGUGAUGGGGACUGUGGUUACAGCUGUCUUCCGAAAGCCAUAGACUGUGGAAAACCAACAGAAAUAGACAAUGGCAGACGACAAUAUUCCUCCACCACGUUUGGGUCCACUGUCAGUUACCAAUGCGACAAACCUUACUCAUUGCUUGGGUCCAAGAAACGGACUUGUCGUGGAAUAAGGAGGUGGGACGGAACAGAACCAUCCUGCAAAAUCAUCUGCCAGGAUCCAGGAGGUGUUACCAAUGGAAAUAAGCAGAUAUUCCGUCGAAAUCUCGAUGAGGAUUAUGUAGCAGUAGGAGAUAGAGCGGAAUACAACUGUUUCCCAGGUUACAAGAUGGAGGGCUCAAGAUAUCUUACUUGCACUAAUUCGGGAGAAUGGAAUCGAGCCAAGCCAAAAUGCGUAUUACCAUCUUGUGGCCCUCCGGAACUUCCGAAAAAUUCUGAGCUACGAGGAUCUAAGAAAUCUUCAUACAAGUACUCGGAAAAAGUAUUCCUCAGGUGCAAGAGUGGGUACUUCUCCACAGGGAUAGGACUGCUGAGUUGUAGCUUGGAAGGAUGGACUGGCCCUUCUUUUACUUGCUCACCAAAAAGUUGUGGAAACCCUGGGAUCCCUGAAAACGGAAAGCUGAAGUCUUACAUCUUUACCUUCAAAAGCAGAGUCGAUUUUGAUUGUAAUCAUGGUUACAAACUGGUCGGAGACAAGUACCGGCAAUGCCAAGCGAACCAGAGGUGGACUGGGAGGUCGCCAACCUGUGAACAAAUUGACUGUGGAGUGCUACCAACCCCUGAUAAGGCUGAAAAAAUUCUCGAAACCCACACGAAAGUCGAUGGUGUCGUCAGGUUUAAGUGUAAGGAGACAGGUUACGAGAUCAGUGGCUCAGAGAUCCGGACUUGUGGCAAUAAUGGGUUGUGGAGUGGAUCUCCAACAUCUUGUAACAUCGUAAGUUGUGGUGAUCCAGGUACUCCUCUAAACGGUCAACAAGCUGACGUGAAAAAUGGUUACAACUAUGGUGGUUCAGUGAAAUUUACUUGUAAAGAUAACUACACGCUGUCAGGAAAAAGCGAGAUCGUUUGCGAAGAAACGAAAGAUUGGAGUUCGCCAACACCAAAAUGCUGGGCUCCAUGUCCUGAUCCCGGAGUGCCAGGCAAUGGAAACAGAAGCGGAGAUGACUUUAGACACGCUAAAUCGGUAACCUUUAGAUGCAACGAGGAUUAUGAACUUGAAGGAGACGCAACCAUCAGCUGUAACAAUGGAGACUGGACAAGCAAAACACCCACGUGCAAAGUUAUUUCAUGUAAAGAUCCAGGAAGUCCUUUACAUGGACGAAAAUCGAAAGUCAAAAAGAACUUUACUGUCGGAGGAUUCGUGCGAUUUAAGUGCAGUGAAAACUACACCAUGGUGGGAAGCGGCAAACUAACUUGUCUCAAAAGCAAGAAGUGGAAUAGAGAAAUACCGAAGUGCUUAGCAUCCUGCCCUGAUCCCGGUCAUCCAGAAAAUGGACAAACCAUUGGAAGACUUUUUAAUCAUAACUCAGCUGUCGAGUUUAAAUGUUUAGGAGACCGCUUGUUACAAGGUUCCUCUCAGGCAAAAUGCAACAAUGGGCAGUGGGACCAAGCAUUGCCAACAUGCCGAGAUUGUGGCUCAGGGCUUCCUCUUGGAAUGGAAAGUAGAAAGAUCGCAGACGCAUCCAUCAAAGCUUCCAGUCAUAGAGUUCAACAUCCAGCUCAUCAUGGCCGACUUGGUGGAUACAACUAUUGGUGCUCAGAGGAGGGAGAGGCUGAUUUUAUUCAGAUUGACUUACCAAAAAGAUAUAAGAUCACUGGAGCAAGAAUUCAACUCAAAACCGAAUACAAAAUCAAAACUAUAUGGUUGAAAGGCCAAAUUUUCAAAGAGUGGUUGAAUUUCCACUAUGAACGGCCGCCUUAUAAUGAAGAAGAGGAACAAAUAAAAGCAAAACAUCCAUUUAUUACUCAGUCUGUACGAAUCCGAGUGUUCAAAUAUAUAAAGGAAUCGAUUUGUCUAAGAGCUGAAGUCUAUGGCUGCAGAAUUCCCAGAGGUUGUAUCAUGCGAGGCUCUGCUGUUCUUGUCAAGGAAAACGAUGGAUAUCAGCAUAGAUUUGUAGGAGAAUACAUCGAUGUGGAGUAUAACCUUCUGGAAGUCGUUCAUCCCGGGAAAACAGCGAGCAUAAUAAUGAAUAGAGCACACGUGAUUCUAGUUGAGAAACCAAGCGUCCAUGAACUAGCUAUUGGAACCUCAGUCCUUGGAGAGGAUGCAACUUCACCAGGCCAAAUUAGAGAGGGCAAAAUAGAGCAAAUAUCAAAUUCAGUUUGUACCAUAAAAAGUAACCAUGAAACUUGGAAGAGUGAUUUAAACAAGAUUCGUAUCGUCAAAAUAUCAGAUUUCUGCUCAUGAUAAAUAUUUUGCACUAAUGUCACUGUGCCCAUGCUAACGGCAGGACUAAAUUGCAAAAUGUGGAGAUUUAUGAAGUCUGUUGUCACUGUGUAUAGACAUGUUAGCGAAAACACGAUAGCGACAACAUUAAAGAUAAAGGUAUCACAACCAAUAAUUAUAUCUAAAAUGUAGAAAACUUGAAUUGGCAAAUUUGUAUCUUAUCAAAGAUUGAUAAACAGCCACUGAACAAUGUUGAUUUCUGUUCUUGAUAAAUAUGUUGUAACAGAAUCACUGUGCCCAGGCUAACGAAAGGAAACUUGAUGACAAAAUGUAAGGAUUGGUAAACUCUUUUAUCACUAUGUAUGAACAUGUUAACGAAGAAACGAUAGCGACAACUUAAACAAAAAAUAAAAGGAGAGU